GAUUCAUUCUGAGCUACUGUAAUAACACCGGGCCAAGGGAGAUGGUGUUGGGCAAGUGAAGUAGUAGUGGCAGCGGUCUAAAUUUAGUCGCCCUCUGCUUGUGAACUAAAUACCAAUGACAACAGACAAACUGACACCCACCCACCCACCCACUCAUUCAGUCACUCACAGGCUGCAGCCCCCACUUGCUGCCCUCCCCAACACAAGCCUCAGUAACGGGGAGCGUGAGCGCCCACACGGGUCACACUACCCGGUCUGACCUCACCUUUCUUUCCCCGAGGAGACAGGCACAACUUGAGACAACCCCCUGAGGGUCCUUCAGGACAGCCAUGUCACAGUUCUCCACCAUGACAACCAGAGAGAGGAAAAUGCAGGCAGCAGCAAUCUGCAGGGAGGUUCAAGCCCAAGAAGAUAUAGAAAUGGAUCUGGGAAAGAAGAUGAGUGUGCCUAAGGACAUAAUGCUGGAGGAGCUGUCUUUCGCCUCCAACCGGGGCUCCCGUCUCUUCAAAAUGCGUCAGAGACGAUCAGAAAAAUACACUUUUGAGAGCAUCCAGAACCAAAACAACACACAGCUGAAUAGCAUUGCCAUCUUCCAAACUGAGACUGGGAAUACCACUGACAGCCACAGCGGCCAGAACAACGUAGGUGUUGACCAGCCACCGAAAGUGACAUGUGACACAACAACUAUGGAAAUGGUGCCAGAUCCCACCAGCAUUGCUCCGGGGUAUGGAGGUCCUUUGAAAGACAUCCCUCCGGAGAAGUUCAACAGUACAGCUGUGCCAAAAUCCUACCACUCACCCUGGGAGCAGGCCAUCAUCAAUGACCCUGCCUUGGCUGACACUCUCAUCACCCGCAUGCCAGAGCUGGCACCUCAACAAGACCUGCCAGGGUACAAAAGCUUCAACAGGGUGGCAACCCCUUUCGGUGGUUUCAGCAAAGCACCCAGGCCUCCUCCUGUCAAGACCCUUCAGGUAGAAAUCCUCCCAGAGCUCCCGGAGCUCCAAGGGGACACCCCGGUAAUUCGACCCUCCUUCAACAGAGCUGCUCUGGGGUGGGUGUCUACGGGUGGUCCAGUCCCCCUCCCUAAUGUUUCUGUCGAGAAUGCGCUCAUCCCUGAGUCAGAAGACCUUUGAGCCCGUGUUGAAGUCACACAGAGAUGCUGUCUACUUAGUUGCUUAACCUGAGGUUGUUGUUUGUGGAGUGAUGCUGGAGUCAGAACAGAGCAUCCUGUUGGGUGUUGCUGGUUCAAGUUAGCGUGUAUGUAGCACCCUUUGGUCUUUCCACUGAUGUUAACUGUUGCACUGCAGGGAAUAAUUUAAAAAAAAUCACUGUGUACAUUAGACAGACACACUACUGAAAACUGUUGUAUAUUGAUUUUCAUAAACAGAUUUUAUCUCACAUUUUUGCUCAAUAAAGUGGCGUACAAUGAUCAAAAAUCCAAUC
Pundamilia nyererei is the source of this 1443-nucleotide messenger RNA. RefSeq names its product myozenin 2a (gene myoz2a). The transcript is spliced from 6 exons. Lineage: Eukaryota; Metazoa; Chordata; Actinopteri; Cichliformes; Cichlidae. Gene Ontology annotation, cellular component: actin cytoskeleton; Z disc. Gene Ontology annotation, molecular function: telethonin binding; FATZ binding; actin binding. The record is from RefSeq and is a predicted model, not a curated record. The coding region runs from base 330 to 1133 and encodes 267 amino acids.